Phyllotreta striolata is the source of this 1387-nucleotide messenger RNA. NCBI's taxonomy places the organism in Eukaryota, Metazoa, Arthropoda, Insecta, Coleoptera, Chrysomelidae. The record is from the annotation of a GenBank genome assembly.
ACUUGUCAAUAAAUUUAUUGAAAAAAGAAAACAAUUUGUAUAAUUUUGGACUGAAAUAUUACCAAAAUGUCCAAUAAAGGACUAAAUAAAGCGAAUAAUUUAAGAAACCAACUGCAAGGCAUCAUCGCUUCAGGAGGUUCACACAAGGAUCAAGCAGAAAAAUACCGGUCCACUUUGGAAAACAUAUUAAAAGAAAGCAACAACGAUCUAAUCGAGUGUUUACAAAUAUUCAUCGAAGCCAUCGUAAACGAGAACGUCAGCUUGGUCAUUUCCCGGCAAAUUCUAACCGAAAUCAGCGCACACUUGAUGAAACUACCUGACGAUGUAUCGAAGGAAGUCUCCCAUUACAUGCUGGAGAAGGUCCAACCGAGAGUGAUCUCUUUCGAAGAGCAAGUAGCCAGCAUUCGUCAACACUUGGCGGACAUAUACGAAAGGAACCAAAUGUGGAGAGACGCCGCCGUAGUGUUGGUCGGAAUACCUCUAGAAACAGGCCAGAAACAAUACUCUGUGGAUUACAAGUUGGAAACGUAUCUGAAAAUCGCUCGAUUGUAUCUGGAAAACGACGAUCCCGUUCAAGCCGAGGCUUUCAUCAACAGGGCGUCGCUGUUGCAAGCCGAGUCUCGUAACGAGCAGCUGCAAAUCUACUACAAAGUGUGCUAUGCUCGCGUGUUAGAUUACAGACGGAAGUUCAUAGAAGCCGCGCAAAGAUACAAUGAAUUGUCUUAUAGAACGAUAGUGCACGAAGAUGAACGAAUGACUGCUCUACGAAACGCUCUAGUUUGUACAGUAUUAGCGUCUGCGGGGCAGCAAAGAUCGAGAAUGUUAGCGACUCUAUUUAAAGACGAAAGGUGCCAACAAUUACCAGCAGUCGCUAUAUUAGAGAAGAUGUAUUUAGAGAGGAUUAUCAGGAGAACGGAAUUGCUGGAUUUCGAAGCUCUGUUGCAGCCUCAUCAGAAGGCUUCUACCAUCGAUGGUUCGACCAUAUUGGAUCGCGCUAUCAUAGAACACAAUCUGUUAUCGGCCAGCAAGCUUUACAACAAUAUCAGUUUCGAAGAGCUCGGAGCCCUGUUGGAAAUCGUACCGUCGAAAGCCGAAAAAAUCGCGAGCCAAAUGAUAACGGAAGGUAGAAUGAACGGGUACAUCGAUCAAAUCGAUUCCAUCGUACAUUUCGAAACUCGCGAGACUCUACCGCAGUGGGACAAGCAGAUACAAUCGUUGUGUUAUCAAGUCAAUUCGAUUAUCGAAAGCAUCGCAAAGCACCAUCCCGAUUGGAUGCUCAAAGUCAUGGACGAGCAAAUGGUGUCCUAAUUAAGUUGCGAAUGUUUGGUUUAAUUCUAUUUAGCUUCAAAUAAAAAUUACCGCAAACUGUAAAUUAUGUAUAUUUGGU